AUGGAUGCUACUCCGCCGUCUGCCGGCUUUGUGAAUGAGAUGGAGGCCGGUGGAGAUGGAGAGGGAGAGGCUCGGGAGGAGAGCAAGGAGUGCCAGAGACUCACUGCAGAGAGAGAUGAGGCUGAGAGGCAACUCAAACACAUUAAACGGGUUUCCCAAAUGGUGAUUGAGGAGGUGAACGUACUACAGACCCAACUUGAGAUUGAGAAAUCGUGCCGGGAAAAUGCAGAGGCUCUGGCUACCAAGUUGAAUUGUGAGAACAGGAAGAUGAAGUAUUUGAGCCUGUCGUCACGGCCGUGUCUGGACGAGCUGUUGCCCAGUAUUUCUGACUGCAUUUCUCUAGAAGAAGAGACUGACCCGCACGACCCUGGCUCUGAUGCUUUUUCACAGUAUAAGCAGCAGGUUAAAGAUCUCCAAGAAACCGUGAGCUCUUUGCUGGAGGAGAAAAAGCAGCUGGCUUGUCAGCUUCAAAGUCAGCAGAGGCAGAUUGAGGAAUUGACAGCACUUACUGAAAAAGAGCAGGCCGAGAUGAAGGAGCUUUAUAAAACCAUUGAGCAGCAAAGCAAGACCAUUAAGAGGUUCAACAGGGUGUCUAUGAUGGCCACUCAUGAGUAUGAAAACUUGAAGGAGCAGCUGGAUUUGGAGCAGAGCCUCAGGCAGAAAGCAGAGACCUAUGCACACGAGAUGAUGGUGAAGCAGAAAGAAGCAAACAGACAGAGCAUGAUUCUGCUGCAGCAGGGAGAUCCCAGCAUUCAGCUGGUCAAAGCCUUAGAGGAUGUGGCCAGUGUGACUAAAACAUUAGAAGAAGAGCGAAUCCAGCACCGAGAGAAGGUAAAAGCUCUAGAGGCUGAACUGGACGAAUGUGCUUUGCGUAAGCAGCUAGUUCAGCUGCAAAGACAACUGGAGAUAUUAGACGAAGAAAAGAAAGAGACUGAGGGACGACUGCAGGAGGAAGAGAAGAGAAGCACUCUUUUUGAAAAGAAAGUUAAAGAGCUGCAGGAGGAGAGGAGGAGCUGUGUUUCAGCAUCAGGCCCCUCCCCCGGGACUGCUCCGCCCCCGGCCCCUCCUCCUCAUCCACCUCCCCCUCCUCCACCCCCGCCCCCUCCACCUCCCCCCCCUCCUCCCUCCCGCUGCAACCCCCUCAGCUCUCUCAUUGCCAUCAUGAGGAAGUCCUCCAAGGGAGGUAAAGGAACCCCCAAACUAGAGCAAGCCCCAGUGAAUGAAGCAGUGGAUGAUGUCAAAGUCAAAGCUGUCAAUGAAAUGAUGGAGAGAAUCAAACACGGCGUGGUUCUCAGGCCUGUGAAGAGUCAGGACACUAAGAGAUUUGGCACAAAGCAGCCGAGCCCAGUGCCAGCAGCAGCAUCAGCAGCGGUGGAGGAAAAGCCCCAGGAAAGUGCGAUGGAAGAGCUGAAAGGCAUUCUGGAGACAGUGAAAAAGAGUCCCAGCCGUGGUUUCCAGGAAGUAGUUCAUGCUAAAAAGGACAGUGAACUGGAAGUAAUUCUGAGGAGGAGACGCAAACAGGCCUGUGAUCCGGACGCAGAAGAUGACGGACAGCUGAGUAAAGUCUCCUCAUCAAACAGCCUGAACGGCCGACACAGUUCAGACUCGGGCAAAGACACAGAAGGGCCGGGCAGCAGCUCUCUGUCGGGCAGCGAGCGCGGGUCGAGAACCAGCUCAGACUCGGGCCGAGAGCCAGCCGUGGCUCGACCCAGCUCAGAUUCUGGCAUGGAGUCCAAAGGAGCCGCUCAGACAGAGUGUGUCUGCAGAUCUCUCUCUGAGAAAGAGUCCGCUGAACCAGUCACCAACGGCUGCUGUUCAGGUGAAAUGAAGGAUGGUGAUCCAGAGAAGUGGGCGGGGCCUAAUGGGAUCGGCCAUACAGAUGCAAGAGACGCCCUGCAAAGCGCCCUCAGCUCCUCUGCACAAAGCCUCAAUGCAGCAAACGGUUGCACAGACGCCGAGUGUUAACAACAAGUGGCUCGGCAAGGACAGCUGCAUUAUUUGCACAAAACCAUGCUUUCUGAAUUUGUUUGUUCCAAAUUUAAAACCAUCCAUUCAUAUUUUAAAUGAAUAUAGAUAGAUUAUUUCAUCAUUUGCAGCUUUAAAAAAAAUUUUUUUCCUUUCAGCGUAAAUGUACUGUAUCUGUCUUUACCAGUAAACACGGGGUGUUUAGAUGUUAGAGACAUCAGUCAUAUGCUUCAGAUUCAUUCUGCACAGUAGUUACUGUUAGAUCCUUCUUGGAUUCAUAGAUUCAACAUCGGAGUCACAUUUCCAUAAGAAUGCAAGCAAGGAAACUUUAAUAAUGGAGAGUGUAAUUACUUUCUGUGCAACUAGCAGCAGAAUCCGAGCUGUAAUACGAGUAAAACAAUGCUGACAGAAUCACUCCACUGCACAUCAUGGCACAUUUGCUGUUACGAAAAAAGGUCCUAAGUGUGGCCUAGACUAUCAAAAUUAAUCAAGAGAUGCAAUUAUAAGCCAUUCAAGCGAUUCUUUCCAUAAAGAGGAACUGUUGUGGUCUGUUCCGUCUACCUCUUAAGACACACUCACCUCUUGGGGAUCAAAAUCGUACAUCAUAGAUGUUAGGAAAAUUAAUACCAAUCGAAUCAUGGAGGGCUACGCAACCCAUGUCUUCCAGCCAUUUCCAAAACCUUGCACUGCAUGAAUGCACUGUAGAAAAGUUUGGCUUUGAGUGACAGUUGCAUCUUGAUUAGAUUUGCUCACUAAUUCUGAGCUGUUCCAAUGCAAUUUCAUCUCGGCAAAUUGUAAUACUGUGCAGGAUCAGGCUGCCUUUCAUAACUAAGCGAAUAUUUGCCUUGUGACUCCUCUUGACUCGAUGUGGAUCAUGUUAAUGGUACGAUGCGGAGAAUAUUAAUGAGACUGUAAGGUUCUGGCCAUCUCAGCUGUCCUGAUCUUAUUGCUCAGCUAACACAGGGAACAUACUUAAAACUUUGGCUGACGUUCUGGCAAGGUUAUGAAUAAUUGUUCUUUCAGUAGCAUUAAUAGGACAUUCGUUCAUUGUUGUCUCUUUCAAAAUGUUCUCAAAACUUUUGCACAAAGAAGUUAUUCAUACAUCGUUCAUGAAACGUUUUGUUGGUUUUAGUUGGAUGUUAACCUGUUUUGCUACUUGUUUCGGAACGUUCAGAGAACAUUCAAACUAACAUUCCCAUAAUGUUUACAAAAUGAUAAAAUGGUGUGCAUAACCAAAACAUUUAAAACAUAUUUACACUUUGAAUGCUAACCCUCUGGGCUUCUUUGGUUGGUUCUGACCAAAAAUGUCUUGAUUUUUUUUUGCUUCAUCAAAAUGGGAUGACACUUAGUGACUUAGUAGACACAUUAGCUAUGUAUACACACCCGAAAAAUACUUUAAUUAAUUUGGAUAUAUUAAAGGGUCGAAAAAUAAAAAAAAGUUACAUUUGGUACCUUCACAGUCAAAAAACAGUGGAAGAAGUGUGUAGAUAUUGCAGCGUAUAAUAAAAUCCCCUCAAAAUUCAAAACAAUAAUAAAAAAAUAUUAUUGAAAAUAUAUUAUGUAUAAUUUAACAAAAUAAAAAGGAUAGUGAAAAAUGAAUAGUCCCAGAGGGUUAAGAGGACAUUCAAAAAUAUAAUUUUCAUAACUCAAUGGGAAUGUUUGCUAAAUGUUCUUAAAUUAUAAUUUUGUUAGCUGGGUGGUCUGACGUCUUUGAUAUCAGGCAAACAACUGCAGUAACAUAUUAUUAACAUAAUUGUAGUUGUCCGAAAAUCUGAAUAAUCUUAUUAUAUCUUCUUGUUUUCACUCUGUCAUCACAAGUGAUAACCCACACUGAUGUGACUCAUUUACACUCUUUUUUAAUGUUUAAAUUGCUCCUUGAUUUCCACCACCUUUGUGUUUUGGCCUUACUGUAUGCACCACUUCUUCCUUUCCAGCCUUAUCGAAGUGUAAAAUCUUGAUUUUGUAUAAGAACUCUGAGAGGUGAUUGAUCUGACUUGUGAUGAGUGUGAUUUGAAGCUUAAACUGAGUGUAAACAUACCUUUUAAACAACUGAAUAAACUUACACGACUGU
Carassius auratus (goldfish) is the source of this 4036-nucleotide messenger RNA. Its product is annotated as shootin-1-like. Lineage: Eukaryota; Metazoa; Chordata; Actinopteri; Cypriniformes; Cyprinidae. Gene Ontology annotation, cellular component: axonal growth cone; cell leading edge; cytoplasm. The record is from RefSeq and is a predicted model, not a curated record. Gene Ontology annotation, biological process: positive regulation of neuron migration; neuron projection morphogenesis. The coding region runs from base 1 to 1965 and encodes 654 amino acids. The transcript has 18 exons.